Molecule: messenger RNA, 1461 nt
Organism: Sardina pilchardus (European sardine)
Lineage: Eukaryota; Metazoa; Chordata; Actinopteri; Clupeiformes; Clupeidae
Gene: morn5
Product: MORN repeat containing 5
Exons: 5
Coding region: 4-567 (187 amino acids)
Source: RefSeq, a predicted model, not a curated record
UCCAUGGAAACUGGUGGGCAUCAACAACUCAGGCAAAGUAUGGAGUUGACAGGUAGCAGUUACAGUGGAGCUUACAAGAAUGGCAGGAUGGAGGGAGAAGGAGAGUAUACUUUCCCCACUGAAACAAGAUAUGUUGGACAGAUGAAAGAUGGAAUGUUCCAUGGCAAAGGUGUGCUCUAUUUUCCAAAUGGAAGUAAAUAUGAGGGAACAUGGGACAAUGGACUGUCCAAGGAGGGAAAAUAUACUUUCUCGGACGGAUUGGAGUAUGAGGAGGAUGACUGGGACUACUGUGAUGGCUAUGACAGACGCUUCUAUACUGAGAGGUGCAAUGGACUGAAACCUGCAGGAGAGUCCCAACUGACCAACCUGGUGCCCCCACAAGUGAUCCCUGAUGGCUGCUAUGACUGUGGAGAUGGUUUCUAUGAUCCCAAAAACAGAGUUGUGACAGACUAUCACCAUUAUUUCCUCAGGAAUGCAGAUGACGAAGAACAUGAGUGGAUUGUGCGCACUUGUCGGAAGAGCUGGGAUGAGAACGUUGGAGCGAAGAACUACACGUCUGAUCUCUAAUAAACAAGGGCUCUGACACUGAUAAACGGACAACAAAUAUUUUAUCUAAUAAACUAAAUUAUUUGUCUUUUUUUAGAUAGACCCUGAAUCGGAUUGGAGAAUUUGGGAGAUUUUUCAAUUUUAUACGUUUAUACGCGAGAUAAGUGGACGAUUUCGAUUUUUGGAAGUAUAAAUAUUGACACAUAUUUAGAAAAGAUAGACAAACAAUAAAUUAACCAUGGGACAACUUGAAGACAUUUUGCUCAAUGUCAUAUUGCAGACAAACAUGUAACUGUGUUUUUACAACCCCUUUGACUUAUUGACUGAUUGGUUUAUUUUGCACUCCGGUCUAUAUUUUUAGGUCAUUGGUCAGUGCAGUCAAUUGCAGACAGAAUCUUAUUGUUUUUUUUAAUGUCUUGAUUGAAGACAAUGUUGUAUGAAUCAAAUGGUUUCUGUCAGAGCUUUUAGCCAUGCCCAUGUCCAUCAAUAGGAAAAAAAAAAAAAUGAGGGAAUAUUUUUAUGCUGAAAAUGACUGCAUAGGCACUAUACUACCUUGCUGUAUUUGUUCAUUUUCUCAGUGCGAUGUGUUGCGUGUAUCUGUGUUAGUGUGCAUAUGUGUAUUUGUGCAGCACAUUAUAUGUGUGUGUGUGUGUGUGUGUGUACAAUGCCGUGUACAUAUGGAGAGGAGAAAUUCCGUUGCAGUGAGUAUUCUUUGAAACAGAAUCCGGGAUGGGAGAUCAGGUCAGUGAUGCGGCCUGACAGUGACUUCCUGUAUGUGAUGGCAGUGGAAUCAGUGCCGGGGCCAUUACUACACACACUGACCCGUAAAGCGCCUGCCAGCUCAGCCAUUGGCCUGUGAUUGCUUCCUGUCCUCCAUCAAGCAUACAUACACACACUCACACACACACACACACA